Pelagomonas calceolata is the source of this 1087-nucleotide messenger RNA. NCBI's taxonomy places the organism in Eukaryota, Pelagophyceae, Pelagomonadales, Pelagomonadaceae. The record is from the annotation of a GenBank genome assembly.
GCCGCCCCUGCGCGCAGCAGAUGGAGCUCUGGCAGCGCGCGCACGGGGCGGCUUGUGUCUUCGCAUGUGUGUGUGUCGAAGGCGAGUAUGUCGCGAGGGAGUUCGCGCGACUCUACUUACAUACGGCGACGAAUUGCGUCGUCGAGGGGCCGGACAUCCCGCAGAUACCGUUGCAGUUGGGUUGUAGUGGCUUUGUGGUCGUCGACGGGGACGGGAACAUCGUGACCACCAAAACCAAAAGUCUGUUGGAUUACGGGGAAGUGGCAUUUCGGGACGUCGACGCCAAAUUAGCCGUGCUAUUGGGAGGCGACGCGCUGCCGGUCGGUAGUGCCGUCGAACUCACAGGACUGUCGAACGACGCCUUUAAUGGUAGAAGAGGCAUCGUGACCGAGACGCCUCCGGAGGUCCGCCAGGCGGGCCGCGUCGCGGUCGUCGUCGACGGCCAGGCCAUCGCGCUCAAGCGGGAGAAUUUGGUCGUGGACGCGCCGACGCGGUCGGCGUCUCCUGAUGGUGACCUGAAGAAGAUCGGCCAUGCUGGUAUGGACGCCGAGCACGCGGCGAUCGGCCAAGCUCUGGCCGAGUUGCGGGAGACGCGGUCGCGGGACGCGUUGCAGGUUGCGCGGGAUGAAUUUAGGGAGCACGCCACGCACGAGGAGGAGCUCAUGGUCGCGGCGCGGUUCGGUGGGAGUCCUGAUGAUGAUUUGUCCGCGGUGAAUUCUCAUAGAAGAGACCACGAGCGCAUCGUGGCUCUGGCCGACGCCGUGCUGAACCGGGGCGAGGGCAUCAUCCGCAAGAAGGACAUCGACGCCUUCGCGAACGCCAUUGCCCGCCACACGGAGAACUUUGAUGCACUCUACGUCGACGCCGCGAACGCACUAGACGCGCCCUGCGGCGCCCGAGGCUGCGCGUCGGCGGCGGCGUGACCCUAGGUCCGGAGGUGUGCGAUAUGUCGGUCGCCGCGCUCACACCAUGACGUCCGCGAGUACAAUCUUAUGCUCGCGGGCCGACCGGAGCGCGUCGGCCGGCGCCUUGUCGCGCGCACCGCCACGGACCACCCACCCUAUAUAUAAGUAUCCUUUCUUUGUGA